This is a messenger RNA of Cynara cardunculus var. scolymus (artichoke), 1113 nucleotides long. RefSeq names its product polyphenol oxidase, chloroplastic-like. The record is from RefSeq and is a predicted model, not a curated record. The coding region runs from base 1 to 1083 and encodes 360 amino acids. The transcript is spliced from 3 exons. Gene Ontology annotation, molecular function: catechol oxidase activity. NCBI's taxonomy places the organism in Eukaryota, Viridiplantae, Streptophyta, Magnoliopsida, Asterales, Asteraceae.
AUGAAUUCAAUUAAGCCACAUGGCUUGUGCGAUUCAUGUUACACGAUUCAAUUAGAUGGGUUACCUGAUAAGGAACUGCAGGUUCACAACUGCUGGCUCUUCUUUCCAUUCCAUCGUUGGUACCUGUAUUUCUUCGAGAGAAUACUCGGAAAGUUGAUUAAUGAUCCAACUUUUGGCUUACCCUACUGGAACUGGGACAAUCCCAGUGGCAUGAGUAUGCCGGGAUUCUUUGAAGGGAAAACUCUGCCCAGCAACGAUCCAGCAAUAAGUCCACCACUAAACCCUGCCUUUGACGCUUUUCGGAACGUGGAUCAUCUCCCACCAGCCAUCCUCGACAUCGACUACAAUAACACUGCCAGUGCCGAUUUUACUUGCGUACAACAGAUAGGCUCAAACCUGAGUUUAAUGUAUAAGCAGAUGAUCACCAACUCCCCUAACUCAGAAACCUUCUUUGGUGGGAAGUUCAUAGCUGGAGAUGAUCCUAUUUCUAUACAGAAUUCUAAAGGGCCAAUGGAGUCCGGUGUUCACACGGCGGCGCACAUAUGGGUUGGUAACCCCAGAAUGCCAAAUAAUGAGGACAUGGGGAACUUCUACUCAUUAGGAUGGGACCCUCUUUUCUACACCCAUCAUGCCAAUGUCGACCGUAUGUGGAAAAUAUGGAAGGACUUGAAGGGACCCGAUUACCCUGACCACACCGAACCUACAGACCCUGAUUGGCUGAACGCAUCAUACGUGUUUUACGACGAGAACAAAGAGCUUGUACGUGUCUACAAUAAAGACUGUGUGCAGAUGGAGAAGUUUGUCAAGUUUGAUGUGUUUGUAAAUGACCUUGACGACGGUACCCCAUGCAGUCCACAAGACAGUGAGUUUGCAGGUAGUUUCUCGCAGGUGGCACAUUUGCGAGGGCACAAAAUGUUGAUGACGAGUGGGGUAAAGUUCGGGUUGAAUGAGCUGUUGGACGACAUAGAAACCGAGGCUGAUGAAUACAUUUUGUUGACACUGGUACCAAGGGACGGGUGCCAGGAAGUCACCAUUGGAGAGAUCAAGAUUGAGUUGGUUCCAUCAAGUGCAAAUUCAGGAUGAUUGAUCGGUGCCAACCGACAUUAUCUAAUC